Messenger RNA from Linepithema humile (Argentine ant), 573 nucleotides. NCBI's taxonomy places the organism in Eukaryota, Metazoa, Arthropoda, Insecta, Hymenoptera, Formicidae. The record is from RefSeq and is a predicted model, not a curated record.
AUGGCGUUUGGUGCUGGGCUGUCUAUUUAUAUGGCAAAACGUAUUUUUAAACCAUCAUUCGAUUCUUUCGAUUCUAUGAUAACUCAUUUUAAAUAUAGUGUCGUGCAUCUAAAGGAUUCUAUUGCAGAUGUCGCGUUUAAGAGGAGCGAUAUCGCUGUAUCAACAGUCAAGGAUAUGUUUAAAAUGGCAUGUUCCACGAAAGGAAAAUGUAACGUUUUACUCCAAGGUGAAGAUGAGUCUAAAAUAAGAGGAAAUAUUAUAUGCCGCCUGACUCUGGUUGGAAGGCCCUACUUGCAAAUGUGGAUAGCUGCCGGCAUCGCAAAGAAUUUCAAAUAUAAAAGAACUAUUGAUUAUGGAAUACUCAAAUUGAUGGGAAUUGGACUUUUGGAUGCGUUGAUAGAACGUCGGCUGCCACAGACAAUGCAAAACGAUAUUAAUGUCAAUAAAACGGAAGCGAUCAGAAUGGAUCAAGUUUCUUUAGUAAUUGAAGUGAUGUGCUGUGAAAUAAUAAUAGCUUUCAUUAUUCUUGUAAUCGAAAAAAUCAUGUUUGCUUAUAAAUUCAAGCAAUCGUGA